Messenger RNA from Amborella trichopoda, 1575 nucleotides. The record is from RefSeq and is a predicted model, not a curated record. Lineage: Eukaryota; Viridiplantae; Streptophyta; Magnoliopsida; Amborellales; Amborellaceae.
AUGGACUAUGCAUGCAUGGCUUUUAACCAAAUAAAUCAACCAGGCUCUUACACUUGGAACACCAUGAUAAGGGGGUUUUCAUGUAGCUUAAACCCAUUAGAAAGCCUCAAGUUUUACAGUGCAAUGAGAGCCCAUGGACUUAUAGCCAAUAGUUACACCUUUUCCUUUACUCUUAAGGCUUGUGCUAGAGUAUCAGCCAUUAGUGAAGCACAAGAGCUCCACACUGAGAUUACAAAAGUUGGGUUAUGUUGGGAUGUUAAUGUUAUCAAUACUUUGAUUCAUGUUUAUGCAAAUUAUGGUGAGUUAGAAAAUGCUGGUAAGCUCUUUGAUGAAAUGCCUUAUAGAACCGUGGUUUCAUGGAAUGCUAUGGUGGGUGGUUUUAACCACAGGGGUUGUUUUGGUGAUGCAUUAGAUUUGUUUAAUUUGAUGAGAGGGGGGUUACAAAAGCCAGAUGGUGUUACAGUUGCCAUGGUGCUCUCCAGUUGUGCAAAUUUAGGGGCCCUUGGAAAGGGACAAUUAGUCCAUAGUUACUUAGAAACUAGUGAUAUAAACAUGGAUUUAGUGAUUGGCAAUGCACUGAUGGACAUGUAUGCCAAAUGUGGUAGCUUGGAGGAUUGUCAAAAAGUUUUUGAAAGGAUGACUAAGAGAGAUUUGGUCUCUUGGAAUUCUAUGAUAAAUGCUUUUGCAGUCAAUGGGAAUGCUAGUGAUGCUCUCGAUAUUUUUCGAUCAAUGAGAAGUGAUAGUAUUAGGCCUGAUGCUAUCACAUUUGUGUCUGUACUGCGUGCUUGUAGCCAUGCCGGACUGGUGCACGAGGGGAAGGAAAUAUUCUCUAGAAUGAAGGUUGAAUAUGGGGUUGAACCCGAAAUUGAGCACUAUGGGUGCAUGGUGGAUCUUCUCGGUCGAGCCGGAUUCUUAGAAGAAGCAUUAAAUUUGAUCGAGACCAUGCCUUUGGAGCGAAAUGCUAUCAUUCUUCGAGCCCUAUUGGGGGCUUGCAAGGUGCAUGGCAAUGUUGAGCUAGGUAGAAGCCUAGUUAGGGACAUACUUGAGUUAGAGGGUAGUCAUUCAGGUGAUUAUGUCUCUCUCUCUAAUAUCUAUGCAUCAAGAGGUAAAUGGGAAGGGGCAGCUAGGGUGAGAAGGAUGAUGAGGGAAAGUGGGGUGGCAAAAGUGGUUGGAUAUAGCCUCAUUGAGGUGAAAGACACAAUCCACAAGUUCUUAGUUGGUGAUAAAUCACAUCCUCAAGGCAAUAGUGUCUAUGAGAUGUUAGAUGAGAUUGGGAAAAAGUUGAAGCUUGAGGGUCAUCUUCCAAACACAUCAUUUGUAUUGUAUGAUAUAGGAGAGGAGGAGAAAGAGGAGAAUCUAAGUGUUCAUAGUGAGAGGUUGGCCAUUGCAUUUGGCCUGAUAAGAACUCGUGCCGGUGAGACAAUUCGUAUCGUAAAGAACCUAAGAGUGUGCACCGAUUGUCACUCUGUGACAAAGCUCAUCUCAAAGAUAUAUGACCGUAGAAUCAUCGUUCGAGAUCGAAGCCGCUUUCACCAUUUCAACAGGGGUACAUGUUCUUGUAUGGAUUAUUGGUGA